AUGGCUGCUUGGAUUAGAGUAUCUGCCAUACAGCUUGAAUGUUUUGAUGUUUGGUCCCUUAGGAGGAUUGGCAACCUUCUUGGUAAAUUGCUGAAAAUUGAUUCGUUGACUACUUCGCAAAAUAGGGGUAAGUUUGCUCGUUUAUGUGUGGAGUUGGACCUAACUAAGCCUCUUGAUGCCUUUGUGCAAAUAAAUCAACACUGGUACAAUAUUGAGUAUGAGGGAUUACCUGAUAUUUGUUAUCUAUGUGGGUGUUAUGGUCAUAAAAGGGAGAGUUGUACUUUGAAAUCUGUGAAUUUGUCAGAUGAGGCAGGGAAAGCUCAAGGUGCAGGAGUGGGACCUAUGAAUCAUGACUCUGUUGAGGUUACAGAAACUGUGAAGAUAGCUGAGGAUAGCUUGCGAGGCCCUUGGAUGAAUGUGCAAUCUAGAAGGCGACCAAAAAAUAUUCGUAAGGAUGUUCCUGGGCAGGGUUCUGGUGGUAGGAACAAAGGGUCUCGUUUUGAUGCUCUUAAUGAGAUUGGUGAAGAUUUUGACAUAAGUGGGCUCAAUAAUGUUAACCAAGUUCCGACGAAGGUUGUCCCUAUUUUUAAAUCUGUGGUGGAAGUUGGUAAGAAAGUUUGGACUAAGUUUAAACAUGCUAAUUCGGGUUCUAGGCCUGUUCUGAAUGAUAUCUCCAAUAAGAAUGUGCAGAAAGUCUCUAAUAGUAAGGUGUUGGAUAAGAGUUCGGGCUCUUCUGUUAAGUUUACAAUGGGGGCCUCUCGAUAUUCUCGUAAUAUGGUUGUUGGUGGUAGGAAGCCUUCUACUCUUAGUGCUGUCACUGAGCAUUUGGAGAGUUGGGGUGAUGGUCAACAUAGUCACCAAGAGAAAGGGGAUGCUUCUGACUAUGAUGAUGAUAAUGUUCUUGUGCCUAGAAGGACUGACCAGCUGGGGCAACUUGCGAAGAUGGAUUUGGUUGAGGGCCAAACUAGCACUUCUGGUGAAAAUUUGACUGGUAUUACCUUCAACAUUGUUGAAGGUGCUGCGUGCACUAAGUUUAAGACUACUGUGAUGAAUUUGAGUCGUUCUCAUCAUAUGGAUAUACUUUUCAUUUGUGAGCCUAGAAUCAGUGGUAGGAAGGCUAUUGCUGUGGUUAAUUCUUUGGGGUUUUCCAAUUAUGAAAUUGUGGAUGCCAGUGGUUUCUCUGGUGGCUUGUGGUUAUUAUGGAAUGCUAGUAAAGUCACAGUUGAUAUUGUUGGUACCUCAGCUCAAUCUAUUUCUGCUUGUGUCUGUUGGCCUGGUCAAAAUCCCUGGAUGUUUACUGCUGUGUAUGCUCAUCCUUGUAUUGCUAAGCGAGAGAAAUUAUGGGACUAUCUUUCCUUUGUUGGUGCUAAUCAUAAUAUGCCUUGGUUAAUUGCUGGUGACUUUAAUGAGAUGUUGAGAUUUGAAGAUAAGUUAGGAGGAGCUUCUUUAUGCAGAUUAAAAGGGUUUAAAAACUGGUUUGACAACCAUGAUAUGGUGGACUUGAGUUUUUAUGGAUCCAAAUACACUUGGACUAAUAAAAAUUUUUUUGAAAGGUUGGACAGAGCUAUUUGUAAUUUGAGUUGGCGAAGGUUUUUUGGUAAAGCAACCGUGAGACAUCUCCCGAGGACAAAAUCAGAUCAUAGUCCCAUCAAAAUUUGCUUGGCUUCUUGUUUUAUUUCUUCCCCCCCUUCCAGACCUUUCAGGUUUGAAGCUAUGUGGCUCCAACAUGAGAAAUUUCAGGAUGUUUUUGAUGCUUCUUGGGGGCCUGUUAUUGGAUCUGCUCUAGAUAAGUCUUAUGCUUUAAUUGCUCCUCUGAAGCAAUGGAAUAUUCAAGUGUUUGGUCAUCUGAGGCAGAGGAAGAAUAGGUUGUUGGCUCGCAUUGAUGGUAUCCAAAAAUCUUUGUGUAUGGGUCCAAAUCGUUUCCUUAGUAAUUUGGAACCUGAGUUAGUUAAGGAGUUUAAUGAUGUUCUGGAACAAGAAGCUUUAUUUUGGAGGCAAAAAUCCAGGAUUAAUUGGUCGCAGAAGGGUGAUAGAAAUACAAAGUUUUUCCAUCUUUCAACUAUUAUUAGGAGGAGGAGAAAUAAAAUUGAAAGACUUAAGAAUAUUGCUGGUGAUUGGGUUGAGGAGGCAGUGGGAAUUAAAGCUUUAGCUGUGGCUUAUUUUUCAGACUUGUUUUCUAAUGAUCAUGUGGUGGACUCUGAGAUUGGUUUUCCUAAUUUGUUUCCUGGCAUAGAUGUGGCUGAUUUGAGGCUUUUAAAUAGACCAGUUGCUUUGGAGGAAGUUAAAGCUAGUCUGUUUAAUAUUGGAGGACUAAAAGCCCCUGGGAUAGAUGGUUUUCCUGCUUGUUUUUAUCAAAGCCAGUGGAAUCGUUGUGGUGAAGAUAUCUUUCAGAUGGUGAUUGAGGCUUUUCAUGAGUGUGCAAUUCCUAAGAAGCUUAAUAUGACUCUUAUUACUCUUGUGCCUAAGGUGGAAAGUCCUUUGUCAAUGGUGCAGUUUCGCCCUAUCAGCUUGUGUUCUACUUUGUAUAAAGUGAUAUCCAAGGUUAUUGUUGCCAGGCUCAGAACUAUCUUACCCAAUCUCAUAAGCCCUAAUCAGUAUCAAAUAUGUAUCAAUGGAGAGCUCACUGAUUCUUUCCAACCUAAGAGUGGUAUUAGACAAGGGGACCCUUUGUCUCCAUAUUUGUUUGUGUUGUGUAUUGAAAAGUUGUCCCAUAUUAUUUUUGAGGAUGUUCGGAUGGGUAAAUGGAGACCUGUUAAGUCCUCUCAAGCUGGGCCUGCUGUCUCUCACCUCUUUUUUGCUGAUGACUUAGUUUUGUUUGCUGAAGCUACCUCUAAUCAAGCUAGAGUUUUGAAGAAUUGCUUGGAGGUUUUUUGUCAAGCCUCUGGUCAAACAGUAAAUUUUGAUAAAUCUGCUAUCUUCUGUUCUCCUAACACCUGUAAGGAGAUAGCUAAGGAAAUCAGUUGUAUUUGUGGCUCUCCUCUAACUGAAGAUCUUGGAAGGUACCUGGGCAUGCCUCUAUUGCAUUCUCGAAUUGAUAAAAGGACUUAUAGUAGCUUAAUUGACAAAGUGCAUAAAAGACUUGCUGCUUGGAAGGGUAAAUUUCUUUCUUUAGCUGGUAGAGCUACCCUUAUUCAAUCUGUUACUUCGGCUGUACCUGUUUAUGCAAUGCAAACUGCUAAACUGCCUACUAGUGUGUGUGAUGCACUUGAUAAAUUAAAUCGAAAUUUUUUUUGGGGUGGGAGUGAGAAAAUGAGCAGGGUCCAUCUUUGUCAGUGGGAUCUUGUUUGUAGGCCUAAGAGUAAAGGGGGGUUGGGCUUUAAAAAAACUGGUGCUAUGAAUCAAGCUUUGUUAGCCAAGAUUGGUUGGAGGUUGCAUAUUAAGGAUGAAGGAUUGUGGGCAAAGAUUUAUGAGGCUAAAUACCUUAAAGGCCAUUCUAUUCUUGAUGAUUCUGUGAUUUUUAGGCAGGAUUGUUCUUCUACAUGGAGAGGUGUGCUACAUGGGGCUGCUCUUCUAAGGAAGGGUAUGUUAUGGAGAAUUGGGGAUGGUGGUACUGUUAGUUUUUGGAAGGAUAAUUGGGUUUUUGAUGCUCCUUUAAACCAAAAUGAUAGUUGUGUGCAUAUUUGUGACCCAGAUUCUGUUAUUUCCAGUUUUUACAAAAAUGGUUGGUGGGAUAUGGAGAAACUAAGGGCUGCUUUACCUAAUGAUCUGGUCCAACGAGUUAUUAGCUAUCCUGUGGGGUUUAAUAGUGGGAUUCAGGAUGCUCAAAUUUGGAAGUUUUCUCCCAAUGGGAUUUUCUCUGUAAAAUCUGCUUAUAAUAUGCUUUUUGAGGGUUGCUCUGAUGUUGAUUGGAAGUUUUUGUGGAAGCUUAAGAUUCCUCCCAAGUUGCAUAUUUUCUUUUGGCUUGUUUUUCAAGGAAAAAUUCUUUCUAAUGAGCAAAGAGCUAGAAGACAGCUGUCUUUGGAUGCUUCUUGUGGUUCUUGUCACUGGCCUGUGGAGUCUGUUCUUCAUAUUCUUCGUGAUUGUGUUAAGGCUAGGAAGGUGUGGAAUGCUCUUCUUAAUUCUAGUCAAAGUGCUGGAUUUUUUACUAUGGACUUUCAGCCUUGGCUUAAAGUAAACUUGAUGUCGAAGAUUGUUUGGGCUGAUGGUUUUCCCUGGAAUUUGGUUUUUGUUUUCACAUGUUGGUACAUAUGGAAAUGGAGGAAUUUCUAUGUGUUUCAUGGUGAUGAAGAAUUGGCUUUUGACUCUAUACAGAUUAUUACUGCUGCUGUGAAGGAAUGGUUUAAAGCUUCUAUUGUUUCUUCUAUCAAGUGUGCUAAGGUUGAGGCUUGGUUUGCUUGGGAACCUCCUCCUGCUGGGGUCUUUAAACUGAAUGUUGAUGGCUCUAGGAAAGUUGCUUCUGGCCAUAUUGGUGCUGGAGGUGUGCUGCGUGAUGUUUCUGGUGAUUGGUGUAGUGGUUUUGCAAUUAAUUUGGGAAAAGGGCAGAUUCUAGAGGCUGAAUUAUGGGGCUUGUUUUUUGGUCUGAGGAUGGCUGUUGAGAAAGGGUUUAAUAACCUUAUCGUUGAGAUGGAUUCGGCUGUUGCUAUCCAGCUUGUUCAGCAGCAUGAUUUUCUUACUUUGCACCUUCUUGCUUCUUUGGUCUCUAGUUGUUGGCAAUUAAUGCAUAAGCUUGAGAAUUGCAGCCUUCAUCAUAUUUUUAGGGAGAAAAACAGUGUUGCAUUUCAACUGGCUGCUUGGAGUUAUAACUUAGAUCUUGGUAUCUGCAUUUUUGAUGAGGCCCCAAGUUGGGUUGGGGCUUCUUUGGUGGAUGAUUUGUUAGGGGUGUCUAGACCCCGCUUGAUUUGUGUUGGCUAG
Prunus dulcis (almond) is the source of this 4851-nucleotide messenger RNA. RefSeq lists its product as uncharacterized. The transcript is spliced from 4 exons. The coding region runs from base 1 to 4851 and encodes 1616 amino acids. NCBI's taxonomy places the organism in Eukaryota, Viridiplantae, Streptophyta, Magnoliopsida, Rosales, Rosaceae. The record is from RefSeq and is a predicted model, not a curated record. Gene Ontology annotation, molecular function: nucleic acid binding; RNA-DNA hybrid ribonuclease activity.